Messenger RNA from Papaver somniferum (opium poppy), 2820 nucleotides. RefSeq lists its product as uncharacterized. The coding region runs from base 1 to 2820 and encodes 939 amino acids. NCBI's taxonomy places the organism in Eukaryota, Viridiplantae, Streptophyta, Magnoliopsida, Ranunculales, Papaveraceae. The record is from RefSeq and is a predicted model, not a curated record. Gene Ontology annotation, molecular function: catalytic activity. The transcript has 4 exons.
AUGCGUGCUCUAGAGAAGAAUAUUUUUCUCUUUAAGUUUUCCUCAGAUGAAGUUGUUGAAGCUAUUUUCAAGAAGGGUCCUUGGAACAUCAAGAAAUAUCGCCUAAACCUCAAGAAGUAUGAUCCAUCCAUUUCUGUUCCGGAUCAAGUCUUUACCCACCAAGAAUGGAAUGUUCAGUUCAAAAACAUUCUCAUUGAACACCACUCAGCUCAGGUUAUUGAUGAAACUCUAAUCGAACUAGGUCCAAAGAUUAAAAUUACACCAGAUAAUUGCAGACCCGUUGCUGGCUCAAUGAUAACUGCGAGAGUCAAAAUAGAUCUUAAAAAACCUAUACACAUAGGGGGUUGGUGGAACACAGCUUCUAGUGGAGUUACAUGGGUUCGGUACCAUUGGGAGAGACAACCUCAUCUUCUUUGCAAGAAGUGUUUCACUAUUGACCAUGAUGAUGAUGAAUGUGAAAACACUGAAUUAGACUUAAAGAUUAGAAGGUACACAAAUGAAGAAUAUGUCAAUUAUUGUCAUAAUCUUGCAAGAGCUUACAGGGUUGAGAUUACUGAAGAUUUAGAUUUAUUGUUGCAAAGAGUAUGCGAAGUAAGUCAGGGGAAGCUUGAAGAGAAAGAAAUGGCUGAGAAACAAGAGGAAGAAAGGAGAACUAAGAGGGAAAGGAGUGAAUAUACAGAAGAGACCUCAAGGACAAAUGCAACUCUAAGUCCUGUAUUGCAGUCUCAUGCUAUUCACAAAAACAUUGCUGGUCUUAAUACUGGAUCUACUGAUAGAUUGGAACAUUUUGAUGGGAUGGAGCAUAAUUUGACUGAAGAAGGAGAACUACCUACAAGAGAGUACUCCCAUGAAAGAAAUGAGGCUACUGUAAUUCUGGUCCUAGCUUGGAAUGUUCAAGGUCUAGCAAAAAGAUUCACCAAAGAUCAAGUUUUUGUUCUGGUUAAGAAACACUCACCUGAUUUCUUGUUUCUCUCUGAAACAAAAAUAGAUAGUGAUAAAAUGAUUUCUUUGUCCAUUUACCUAAGUUACUACAAUUAUGUCCAUAUUGAUAGAGUAGAACUAGAUGGAGGUCUAAUCUUAAUGUGGAUGGAUGGAAUCCAUUGUGAAGUGCAAGAUGUCUCAAAAAAUAUAAUGCAUGUGAUCACUAAAAUAGAUCCUAGUAAGCCAUAUGUUCUUAUUACUUUUAUGUAUGGGUCAACCUAUUUUGAUAAGAAGAAAGAACAAUGGGAAUUUCUUCUAAGAAUUAGUGAAAAUAUUAGACAACCUUGGACAAUAUUAGGUGAUUUGAAUUUCCAUAUGCAUAAUAUAUCUGAAGCUGUUAACCAUACUAUUGAAGAUAGGUAUGUCAAAGAUAAGGUUGAUAUUUGUGGCUUGAUGAAUAUAGGUUACAGUGGUAAACAUUACACUUGGACCAGUAACAGUUUUGGAACUGGCAGUAGAAAAUCUAGGAUAGAUAUGGCUUUAGGAAACAACUAUUGGUGCAAUUUUUUUCCACAUGCUAAACUUAUGCAUUUAGUUCAAGCUGGGUCUGACCAUUGUUUUCAACUGAUUGCUAAACAACAUAAUACAAGAAAAAGACUUUCUCAAUGGAAUAAAAUUGAGUUUGGAGAUAUUGAUGGGAACAUAAAUCUCUUACAAGCUCAACUUGAGACUGCUCAAAAUAACUUACUGCCUGAUACUCAACAUGAAAACAUUGUUAUCCUCACUAAGAAAUUAGAUGAAUGUGAUGAUAUUGCUAAUUUGUUUGUUAGCCAUUUUGAGAAAGUAAGUAAAACUUCCAAGCCUAGUUUUUCUGAUACCACUAUUGAUAUUAUACCCACUGUUAUUACUGCCAAUGAUAACUCUCAGCUCAAUAGAAUACCUUCUUCUGAUGAAAUUUUUGAAACCAUCAAACAUAUGAAUGAUUGGGGUUCACCUGGCCCUGAUGGCUUUCAAUCUGGUUUCUACAAAUAUAACUGGGACAUUGUUGGGAAAGAUGUUACUAAUGCUAUCCAAAAUUUUUUUGAAACAGGUUUCAUGCCAACUGAGUUCAACAAAACUUAUCUUAGCUUGAUUCCUAAGACUGAUAAUGCUACUAAACCUAUGGAUUUCGGACCUAUAGGUUUGCGUAACACUAUUUAUAAGGUUAUCUCUAAGAUUAUGGCUGAUAGAGUCAAACCUCACCUAAAUAUUUUGAUCUCUCCUUAUCAAGCAGCUUUUGUUCCAGGUAGAGAUAUUCAUGACAACAUUAUUAUAGCUCAUGAAAUGAUUCACUCCAUGAAACUUAAAGAAGGUCACAGUGGUACUAUGGCUUUAAAACUUGAUCUUUCUAAAGUCUUUGAUAGAAUUGAAUGGCCUUUCUUAUUAGGAGUUCUUAAAAGUUUUGGCUUUGAUGAGAAAUUCUGUGGUUAUGUUAAUCAAUGUAUUUCUACAACUCAUAUAUAUGUUCUCCUUAAUGAGUCCCCAACUCAUGGUUUUAAUCCAUCUAGAGGACUUAGACAAGGUGAUCCUUUAUCACCUUAUCUUUUCAUCCUAUGCGUGGAAUUAUUAUCUAGGUUGUUUUUAAAUGCUGAAACUAAUCAUCAAAUUUCAGGAGUCAAAGCAGCUAGGAAUGCUCCAGGUAUUACCCAUCUAAUGUUUGCAGAUGAUAUCCUUAUUUUUGCUCAAGCUGAUUUACAUAAUAUUACUAGUAUUCUGAACACUCUUGACUAUUUUGGUAGUGUGUCCGGUCAAAUGCUCAACAUAAGUAAAUCCAGUGUCUAUUUUAGUCAUAAUCGGAGCCCCAACACAAAACAAAUUCUAGCUGAGGAACUCAAUAUGACUGAAAUGAAACUUACUUAG